Molecule: messenger RNA, 216 nt
Organism: Anisakis simplex (herring worm)
Lineage: Eukaryota; Metazoa; Nematoda; Chromadorea; Rhabditida; Anisakidae
Source: the annotation of a GenBank genome assembly
UAUUUGUUCAUUGUCAGAUUGAAGACGGGUUCAUCGGUAUACGAGUACCAAAUGGCGUUAUGCGAUAAUCAAGACGAUGUGGCUCGAGCCACCCUUUACGGAGUGAUUCUACCGUUUGCGGCAUUUCAUUUGGCAAAAGUUUUAUUCCGAAGUUCGUACGAAAGAUUUAUGUCGUUGUUUGAAGAUCAAACUGAGGAGAGAUUGGUUUGUUUUUGA